Molecule: messenger RNA, 1428 nt
Organism: Sphenostylis stenocarpa
Lineage: Eukaryota; Viridiplantae; Streptophyta; Magnoliopsida; Fabales; Fabaceae
Source: the annotation of a GenBank genome assembly
AUGGGUACAACAAUAAAAAAAAGAAACAAGGAACUCAAAUGGAAUGUUUUGCACUGGCUUAGAAUAGAAAGUGGAACUGAGAGGGUCCACAAGCAUAACACAAGUGAAGAGAAAAGGAGGAAUAGGAAGAGUCUAUUUGUCAGUUCCCCUCCAGCUCUCAUAUAUAACUACUGUCUAAGGAGGCUUUGCACUGAAGAGAUAUGUGCAGAGGAGAAACAAGCUAGACAAGCACUACAAGUUGAAUUAAUGUACACUCAUCACCAACAUCAAGGAAAGAACAUUCAUUCUUCUUCCAGAAUGCCAAUCCCUUCUGAGAGGCAUAUGUUCCUUCACACAGGAAAUGGAUCUGGUGAUUCUGGACUUGUUCUCUCAACUGAUGCUAAGCCUAGAUUGAAAUGGACACCUGAUCUUCAUGCCAGGUUUAUAGAAGCUGUGCAGCAGUUAGGAGGAGCUGACAAGGCAACUCCAAAAACGGUAAUGAAACUCAUGGGGAUUCCAGGGCUUACUUUGUAUCAUCUGAAGAGCCAUCUUCAGAAGUACAGAUUGAGCAAGAGUUUGCAUGGACAAAGUAAUAACGUGACACACAAAAUCUCCAUAAAUCCAGGUGCAGCAACAGAUGAAAGACUCAGAGAAAACAAUGGAACGCAUGUGAACAAUUUAAACCUUGCCCCUCAGUCUAAUAACAAAGAUUUACACAUAAGUGAGGCACUGCAGAUGCAAAUUGAAGUUCAGAGAAGACUAAAUGAGCAACUUGAGGUGCAAAGACUCCUGCAGCUCCGGAUAGAGGCUCAAGGAAAAUACCUUCAAGCUGUGCUGGAGAAGGCUCAAGAAACACUUGGUAGACAAAAUCUGGGAGUAGUAGGACUUGAAGCUGCCAAACUUCAACUUUCAGAUCUAGUGUCCAAAGUGUCCUCUCAGUGUCUGAAUUCAGCAUUUUCAGAGCUGAAGGAGUUACAAGGAUUUAGCCCUCACCAAACUCAAACCAACCAGCCAAAUGACUGUUCUAUGGACAGUUGCCUCACAUCUUGUGAGGGGUCACAAAAAGAGCAAGAGAUACAAAAUGGGGGGAUGAGCUUAAGACCCUUCAAUGUCAACACAUUCAUGGAACGAAAGGAGGUCAUCGAGGGUCCCAAUCUUAACAACCUACCAAACACCGACCUCAAGUGGUGUGAUCCAGUGAAUAAGAACACCUUCCUUACCCCAUUGAGCAGAAGAAGUCCAAGCAACUUGUCUAUGAGCAUUGGACUUGAAGGAGAAACUGAGAAUGGAAGCAGCAUUAGGAAAGAAUCAGUGAAACCAGUGGCCAAAGUUUCUCAAGAUUAUGGACUGCCUUCAUACUUUGCUGCAUCAAAACUGGACCUAACCACUGAAGAUAAGGAUAGAAGGAGUUGUAAAGAACUGGACUUGAAUGGAUUCAGUUGGAACUGA